Molecule: messenger RNA, 246 nt
Organism: Aspergillus eucalypticola CBS 122712
Lineage: Eukaryota; Fungi; Ascomycota; Eurotiomycetes; Eurotiales; Aspergillaceae
Exons: 2
Coding region: 1-246 (81 amino acids)
Source: RefSeq, a predicted model, not a curated record
AUGUUUUACUUCAAGAACAUCAUCGUUCUUUUGUGCUUGUCCUGUCUCUUCCUCAAGGCUAGCCUGGCCACUUCUUCUGCCAACCCUACCGAAGUUGCCAACGUCGAUGAUGUAGUUGCUGGGAAUAUUGGCACUGCAGCCGUCAAUAACCCUAACGAGGCCUUCGACGAUGUCGACGGUAAUGGCAUGUCCAUGGCUACCACAGAUGUCGAGGAAGAGUUGAGCUCUGCAGAUGCAGCGUUUUGA